This is a messenger RNA of Cryptomeria japonica (Japanese cedar), 1398 nucleotides long. RefSeq names its product peroxidase 5. Bases 1 to 1398 code for a protein of 465 amino acids. Lineage: Eukaryota; Viridiplantae; Streptophyta; Pinopsida; Cupressales; Cupressaceae. The record is from RefSeq and is a predicted model, not a curated record. Gene Ontology annotation, molecular function: heme binding; peroxidase activity. The transcript is spliced from 6 exons. Gene Ontology annotation, cellular component: plant-type cell wall; plasmodesma. Gene Ontology annotation, biological process: response to oxidative stress; hydrogen peroxide catabolic process.
AUGAUGAUGUGGCAGAGGUGGGAGGCGGUGCAAACGGGGAGCGUCGGCCGAGCGAAGAUCGAGGGCGGAGCGCGGAGACAGAGGUGGGUGUCGCUAGCGGAAGACCUGCGGUGGCCGCUCACGGUGUCGGGCGGAGUACGCGGCGACCGGAGCUGUGACGCGGGAGGCGCCGGUGGCUGCAGCGAGCGCUGGGCGAGACGCGGGGAUCUGGAGCGGGGAGGACGUGCUGCGGGGAGGCAGGUGUGGCGCCGGGAAGCAGCGCUGGCGGUGGACGCUGCGGGGGGCCUUCACCGGUGGGAGCACAGGUUACGGAACGCGUCAGGUACGGACCCUGCGGCACGAACGGAAUCUGCAGACCUGCGCAGGCAGGGGGUUUAUCUCGUUUUGGCUGCAUUGAUUAUGGCCUUUGCUGCUGCUGACAGAGAUAAGGAUAACAGAAAUGGUCCGCGGGAUAAUUUUCACAGAAAUGGUCCGCGGGAAGAUUUCUACAGAGGGCGUUGUAAUCGAGCAGAAUCCAUUGUGUUUAACAACGUGAAAGCUGCGUUUGAAAGAGAUCCAGGAGUGGCUCCUGGGCUUAUAAGGAUGCACUUCCACGACUGCUUCGUAAGGGGAUGCGACGGGUCCGUGCUUAUCGACUCCACUCCAGACAAUAAGGCGGAAAAAGAUUCACCGGCUAACAAUCCGAGCCUUCGUGGGUUUGAAGUGAUUGACGCAGCGAAAGCAGAACUGGAAGCUGUCUGUCCUGAGACUGUUUCUUGUGCAGACAUACUUGCAUUUGCCGCUAGGGAUAGCGCAUUUCUGACAUCUCCAUUUGGACGAGCACGGUGGCAAGUGAAGGGUGGACGAAAAGACGGAAAGAUUUCAUUGGCUUCAGACACCACAGCAGAUAAUCUGCCCUCCCCAGCUGCCACUGUGGAUCAGCUAACAAAAGUGUUUGUAGAUAAGGGAUUGUCCCAACAAGACAUGGUCAUUUUAUCUGGUGCUCAUACAAUUGGCGUUUCCCACUGUAAUUUCUUCGUAUUGCAGAGGCUCUACAACUUCAACAGCACUCAUUCCACAGACCCAUCAUUAGAUCCCAGCUAUGCCGCAGAACUGAAAGAAAAGUGCCCUGCAAACACCACCGACAACAACAUCACAGUGCGUUUGGAUAGCAGCACUUUGGAAGAUAUCUUGGAUAACAACUACUAUGAUGAAGUUACAAAGAACCGCGGGUUAUUUGUUUCGGAUGCAACGUUGCUGACAGAUCCCAAUACUUACCAAGUUGUGCAACAGUGCGCUGCCUCAAAUAUGUUCUUCUGGGGAAAGUUCUCGGAUGCAAUGGCCAGGCUGGCAGAUGUUGGUGUUCUCACAGGAGAGGAUGGAGAAAUCCGCCUCAAUUGCAGGAAGAUUAAUAACUAG